UCUCUCUCCUCUUACUGGCUAUACUUGGACGGUUAAACGUUAAACAGGGAAAUUUAAUUUAUUCAGGCUGGAUUCACUUAUUUUUGCCAAUGGAUGGAGAUUAUUUUCCAGUGAGGGCAGUGACGUCUUAAAAAAUCCACACACUGUGCUGCGUGCUGCCGCUGAGGAUUGCAGAGGGAUGGAUCAGCAAGGAGGUACAGGAGGCAGAACUGAAAGCCCCAGUCUAAGGGACAACACCAGCUCAGAGGAGCAAGAGGACAGCCCCAUCACCGGCGGUCCUGUGCCGUGUAAAUUGAGCCGUCUGGAGGUCAACGGAAAUCCAGGAGCCCUGCAAGCCCAACAUAAUGGCACACUACUCAGACCACUAGAAGGUCUGAUGAUCCCAGUUUACUGUGUAGUGGAGCAUGCAGACAUGACUGUGGCCAGUGAGUGUGGGGGGCGUGGUGACCAUCAUGCUGAGUUUGUGCUGGUUCGUAAGGACGUCCUCUUCACCCAGCUGGUGGAGACGGCACUGGUUGCCCUGGGAUACUCACACAGAUCAGCAGCCCAGGCACGUGGUAUUAUUAAAGUGGGCCGGUGGAAGCCCAUGCCAAUCCACUACCUGACAGAUGCUCCAGAAGCAACAGUGGCUGAUAUGCUGCUCGAUGUUUACCACAUGGUUACACUGCGUAUUCUACUGCACAGUUUUUCUCGGCUGGAGGAGCUGCCGUCAGAGCAAUGGAGCCACGCCACAGUGAGGAACGCCCUCAAAGAACUACUCAAGGAGACCAACCAGAGCGCACUGGCCAAGGAAUGUCCUCUCUCACAGAGUAUGAUCUCAGCCAUAGUGAACAGCUCCUACUAUGCCAACGUCUCCACCGCUAAAUGCCAGGAAUUUGGACGCUGGUACAAGAGGCACAGACGGAUCCACGGUGAACACAGUGAGAAGCUGUGGUCAGCGCAGGACAAAUCAGACAUCAAAGUAGAGAGGGAUUUGGACCUCAACAUCGUCAGCCAGCGUCCCCCUUCUCUGUUACCUUCCCCCACACAUUUGGGCCCCCUGAACAGUCCGAGACUACUUCCUAUCAAAACUAGCCUCAGAGACACUCAGAGCCUCACCCAGCCUCACUGUUUGCCCCACCCCACCAGUCAGCAUCACCACAGUCCUCCACUGCGUCCACAGGCUCCACCUCUUCUAGGACAUGCUGGGCUUCUACCCCCUCAGUUUUCACGUCAGCAGCUUGCCAUGGCCCAUCUUAUCAACCAGCAGCUGGUUGUCAGCCGCCUGCUGGCCCACCAACACCCGCAGGGUGUUAACCAGCAGUUCCUCAACCAUCCACCUAUCUCACGAAUUUGCAAAGCUCCUGGAGGGCCCACUGAGACAGGCAUCAUCAUGAGUCCAGCUGAAGUGUCCCCUGAAAUUUAUCAGCAUGUCAGGAAUGAGCUGAAGAGGGCCAGCGUGUCCCAGGCUGUCUUCGCCCGUGUGGCUUUUAAUCGCACACAGGGCCUCCUCUCAGAGAUCCUUCGUAAGGAGGAAGAUCCUCGCUCUGCUUCACAGUCGCUGCUUGUCAAUCUGAAAGCCAUGCAGAGCUUCCUGAGCCUGCCAGAGGCCGAGCGCGACCGCAUCUACCAGGAGGAGAGAGAGAGGGGCAACCAAAGCCAAAACCACACUACCAACCACAUCACACACACCACCACACAUAGAAACCACAGCCAAACUAAGUGUAGUGUGGUUGCUGAGGUUCCUCUGAAGCUGGAGUCACUGGUGAACAUCACACUGGGGAUCUACGAGGAAAUCCAGCAGGAGAUGAAGCGGGCAAAGGUCUCCCAGGCGCUGUUUGCCAAGGUGGCUGCCAAUAAAAGUCAGGGCUGGUUGUGCGAGCUGCUGAGGUGGAAAGAGAACCCAAGCCCUGAGAACCGCACGCUGUGGGAGAACCUCUGCACUAUUAGGAGAUUCCUGUCCUUGCCGCAGUCUGACAGGGACCACAUCUACGAAGAAGAGUCCAGGCAGCAACACAGCGACCGGCUCCACAAUGUCCACACUGUGCUGCACCUUCCGGACCAGCAGGUUCUCCACAGACAGCUUCUACCACCACUCACAAUCCCAUCUCCUGUUCGUGAAGACCCACAUGCCUUACCAUCUUUGCAAGGCCCACAUGAUGGGCCUCAACGUGGGAAGAGCCCUGGCCUAGGAGGUGGAGCCACAGGGCCAAAGAAGGCCCGUUCACGAACAAGGAUUUCCCUGGAGGCCUUGGGAAUCCUGCAGAGCUUCAUUGGUGAUGUUGGCCUGUACCCCGACCAGGAGGCCAUCCACACUCUGUCAGCUCAACUGGAUCUGCCAAAGCAUACAAUUGUUAAGUUCUUCCAGAACCAGCGUUACAAUGUCAAGCACCACAACCAGGGCAGGGAGCCUUUACACGGAGAAGACAGCAGGGAGAGCUUGUGUCACAGUGAGGGAGGUAUUGAUGUUGUCAUGUCUCGCAGUGAAGAUGGGCUCUCUGCAUCCGAGGAGUCAAGCGAGGAUGGAAGAGGCUCAGUGGAGGUGCUCAGAUCAGAGGCAGGAGGAGAAAGAAAAGAAAUGCAAGUCGGGAAGGAAGAUGGACAAGGGCCAGCCACCUCCUCCCUGUCCCCAUACAGCAGUCUAGACAGCCCUGAACAACAGAGAUAACAGAAAGAAAUAAGAUCAAAAGAUGCAAACUGUGAAGCAAAACUCACACAGAGAAGCCUCUGUGGCAUUGUGAAAAAACAAACUUUCAUCAUCAAUAUAAUCAUCUUCACCACAACUAAUGAUCCAUCAACUGAUAGAGGGAGGUUGAGGUUAUGCAAUCACCCUGUCUGCUUUUCAGCAACAAGAAAUUUAUUGGGAUGAUGGCGUUUGAGUCAUCCAUAUACAAUCUUUUUUUUUUUUCCUUUUAUCUAUUUAUUUAUAUUAUCUCUUUAAAAAAAAACACCUUAUCGCAUCACAAAGAUAUAUAAAUACACACCCUUUACAGUUAGUAGGCAUUGUCCAUUAUUACUGGCAGCAGUAUUUAUUGGGAUUUUUGAAGCAGAUUUGGAACUGAUAGGGCAUUGGGAAGAGUCUGAUUGUUGAAGGUACUUGCUUUUAAGAGUUGUAGCUUUAAUCUAUGAGUGUGGGGGUGACAGAUUUAGAGUUGAGUGGGUGAGAACCAGAGUCUAUGUAUGCCACAAAUUUCAGAUUUUUAGAAAAACAAGUUCAGUGUUCCUGCCUUCAGAUGUUUGCCAGAUUAUUAUUUUUUUGUUUGUUUAUGUUUAAAAGUAACUUAUAUUGACGCUAAAUACAUACACUACCAGUCAAAGGUUUGGAUGCACUUUCCCAUUCAACUGAAUGGGAAAGUGUGCCUUUAACUUUUAGUGUAUGUUAAAAACCAACUCAGUCUCACGCCAAUUCGCAAAAUGAAAAUUUAAUCUAUUAGUUUGUGAUACAAAAUUUGCCACAUUUUCGUGAUGGUAUCACAAAUUCAUUUCACGACAAUAUCACAAA
Molecule: messenger RNA, 3481 nt
Organism: Thalassophryne amazonica
Lineage: Eukaryota; Metazoa; Chordata; Actinopteri; Batrachoidiformes; Batrachoididae
Product: DNA-binding protein SATB2-like
Exons: 13
Coding region: 179-2647 (822 amino acids)
Biological process (GO): regulation of transcription by RNA polymerase II; chromatin remodeling
Molecular function (GO): RNA polymerase II cis-regulatory region sequence-specific DNA binding; DNA-binding transcription factor activity, RNA polymerase II-specific
Source: RefSeq, a predicted model, not a curated record